GGGGGGCAAGAGGGGGUGCGGGGUGCGUGUGUGUGUGUGUGUGCGUGUGUGUGUGUGUGUGUGUGCGGGGCGUCGGGCCGGCGGGCCCCGGCGCUGCUGAGCGAGAGAAAUGUGAGGCGGCUGCACCACUGCGGCGGCACUGCGGGCAGCGGGCGGCAGCCGGGCGGGAGCGCGCAGGCAGCGCGCAGGCAGCGCCCGCGCCCGCCCAGCCCCGCGGGACAGCGCGGACGGAGCCCGCCCGCCCGCACCUGCCGGAGUGGGGGGGACCGGGGGGCGCCCCAGCCGCAGCCCACCCCCCACCACCACCACCACCCCGACCAGCAGCCAGCCUGCGCCGUCGGCCGGGGAGUGUUGCAUCAGCCCCGGGCUCCGCGGCCGCAGGAGGCGGCGGAGGAGCCGGGGGAGGGAGAGCGGGCGGAAGGUGCCUCCCCGGCGGCGGCGCUACCUGCCGCCUCACCAACCCCCCUCCCCCCCCCCCUCCCCCCCCCCCCCCGCCCCGGCAGCCGGUCCCCGCCGAGCAUCCGGAGGCGGAGGAGCCGGCGGGAGCCCGGCGCCGCCGCCAGCGCUGCCUUUGUGCCCGGUGCCCUCCCCGCGCCGCCGGGGGAGCUGCGGGAAGAGGCGGCGGGGAGCGGGGCCGGCAACCGCGGCCCGGCCGGGAGAGGCGGCGGGGACCCGGCAGCAUCUCUUCGGGGAGCCGGGACAUCGCACGGACAGCGCCGGCAUCCUUCUGCCUUUCAGAUAACCUUUAGCCGCUUGGGCCUCCAGACCUCCGCCGGGGACGGAGCGGGGGGCUGGAGGCUGAAUUGGGGACACGGCAUCCCCCGGCCGAGGCACGGCGGGCCAAUGCAGCGAGCACGAAGCUGAGCUGGGAACAGAGGUGCCGGGGUCGGUGGGGAAAAGGUGUGUGGCAGCCCCGGCACCGGCCAAGGUGAGCUGCCCUCCGGCGCGGGAUGCUCCCUGAGCCCCUGCCCCGCGGGAGCUGCCGGUGACAGCAGGAGGGAGAGCCGGGAAGUCAGAGCAAAGGAAUUCGCAAACACAUUCUUCAGCACCACGAGGAUCCCCACGGCAAGUAAACAGGAAUAAAGGCCUUGUGGAGGUGGGAGCCUGGGCAAGGUGGGGGCUGCCCCCUGUUCCUGUGGGAUUCCCCUGGACUCACCUGUCCCAGGCAGUGCCUGGCACCACGGUCCCCACUUUACCAUUCCGGACCGCAGCUGAUCCGGCGUGAGAAGUGCCAGCGGAGGCAAAGGGGGGGCUGCCGAGUGACGGCCAAUGUCACGUUGACAUCCCAGCGUGGCGCUGCGGGGAGCCGACGCUUUGAUCACCCGCCCGAGAGCAUCCUCCAAGGCGGGCAGGAUGCCGCUGUGAGCCCUGCCUUCCCCUGCCCGCCCCGGCCUCGCGCCCAGCGCCCUCGGGGCUGGCCGAAGAAGAGGGGCGCGGGGCCCACUGGCGCUGCCCCGUCUCCCCAGGAUGCUCUUCCACGCCAGCGGCUGCUCCCCGUGCUCCUGCUCCGCGGCCAGACCGAGGUUGAAAGCUCAGCAGGCUGCCGGCAUGUUUUAGCCUCAUGCAGGCGUCCCUCAGAGACCCCAGAGCAGUGGACAGUAAUGUGAAAACGAUACUCAUGUCGUGUCUGAAAGGGCAACAGGUCAUCAUUAAAAUGGAGGCGAUGAAAAUCAUCCACCCGGAGAAGUUUUCGGAGCUGCAGGCCUCGCAGCCGCGCUACGCGCCAGCCCCGCGCCGUGAGCCGCCCCUCGUGGCCAAGCGCGCGUGGCCCUCCGAGUCCGAGAUCAUCGUCAACCAGGCGUGCGGGGACAUCCCCGCCCUGGAUGCCACCCCCGGCCCCCUGCCGCUGCCCCGGACUCCCCCCCUGCCGCGGCGAGAGCGCGGGUACCAGAGCCAGCGGAAGGGCAGCUCGGAGGUCUGCUACCACCGGCAGCCGCCGUCGGACGAGGUGAUCGUCAACCAGUACGUGCUGCACCCCUCGACGCCCUGCGAGCCCCUGGAGUGCCCCACCUGCGGCCACAUGUACAACUUCACCAACAAGCGGCCCCGCAUCCUCUCCUGCCUGCACUCGGUGUGCGAGGAGUGCCUGCAGAUCCUCUACGAGUCCUGCCCCAAAUACAAGUUCAUCUCCUGCCCCACCUGCAAGCGGGAGACCGUCCUCUUCACCGACUACGGGCUGGCGGCGCUGGCUGUCAACACCAGUAUCCUCAACAGACUGCCGGCCGAGGCCCUGGCCGCCAACCCCGUCCAGUGGAGCAGCGACACCGACCGCAGCUGCUACCAGACCUUCCGCCAGUACUGCGGGGCUGCCUGCACCUGCCACAUCCGGAACCCGCUGUCGUCCUGCACCAUCAUGUGAGCCCCGCAGCCCUGCCCCCACCUCCCGGCGGCGGGGCGGCCGGCGGGUGCGAGAGGACGGCGCUGCACCGUGGCACCGGUCCCUUCUCUGCCGGCGGCACAGCCCGGGGAUGCUCGGACGCUUGCCGUGGCCGAGGAUGUGGGACUGGCGUCCUCGCCGGCACUGGUGGGGGGCGAUGGGGACGCUGGGACCGUACGGCAGCCCCCUACGCCCUGCUGGUGCCCAGGGAGAGGGACGCUGGGAUGGGGAGCAUGUCCACCAGCGCAUCCAGGGGCUCCGGCUCCCCCCAUCCUGCGGCAGGAGCCCCCGCUGUGCAUCGAGCAUCCCACCACGCUCCAUCCCUGGGCACUUUCUCCCUCCUCUCUCCCUGCGGCUCCCGAGAGCGGACACUGGUCCCUGGACGGAGCGACACCCUCCCCAUCGCCCCGCGGCCAGCAGCGGCAGCACAAGGAGCCCUGGAGGUGCCCGAUGUCGUGCUGGGUUGCCUGUCUGGCAUGGGAGGCAAGGACAGGUCCCUGGACUCCCCCUCUCCUUCUCUGUAAGUUAUUUGCCAAAGCUUUCAUCUCAGCGGCCAAGCCGCCGUGCGCCCGAGUCAUUGUAGCCAUGCCACGCCGCCGCACUGGCCCCUCGGUUGCGAGCAGACACGCGGCCCGUUUCCUCCGCAGGCCCUUGAGGAAAGCUCCACUUUAUCCUCGUUUUGGAGGAUUCUUGUUUUUUCCCAGUCCAUCCCUGGCCGCCCCAUCUCAGGCCGCUACACGUUCACAAAGGCAUUGAGCUGUGCCCGUCCUCUGCCGCUCCACGCGGGGCCCUGCAUCGAUGCCCCAUGGGAUGGCUUGCGGGGGCAUCACGGCGUCCGGUAGCCCACAUUGCCGGCUCCAGCGAGGGGAUUUGGCUCUGCAGGGGGACAGAGGUCUGGCUCCUGCCCACGGUCCCUUCCCCGGAGCAGCACCUCUGCUCCGAGCCCUGUGCGGAGGGGCGGGCAGGGCGGCAGCCCCCUGUGCACAGUCUUGCUUUCUCCAGGGCACCUGGAGAGGUAAGUUUGCUGCCAAAAAAGCAAAAAAAAAAAAAAGAAAAAAACAAACCUAAAAAAAUAUAGAAAAAGCCAUAAUUUGCGGGUGCUCCUGCAGGGCUGAGCACCACAACCCAGCACGGCCACGGCACCAGGGGCACACGCUGCCCGGUCCCAGGGCACCGGGGCUGGGCCUGCCGGGGGGCCCCGCAGAGCCCGCACCCUGGAGGAAAGAGCAGCCCCCAGCACUGGCCGAAGCCCAGCAUCCAUCCAGGGAGAGGGGCCGAACCAUCCCCCCCGGCCACCCCGAGGGAGCAGGCGAUGCCACCGGCGCAGCCCCGGGUACCACCCUGCUCUGGCGGAGAACGCGGCCGAUACCGUUUCUGUGUUGCUCUGCCAAUGCCUCCCGCUGCUGGUUGUGACGAUGAUCAUGUUUUAUACCCGGCCUUGUUCUAACCCCCAUCAGUCUCCCCAAUAAAGAUUAUAUUGGAACGAA
Messenger RNA from Chroicocephalus ridibundus (black-headed gull), 3864 nucleotides. RefSeq names its product ring finger protein 208 (gene RNF208). Bases 1562 to 2359 code for a protein of 265 amino acids. Gene Ontology annotation, molecular function: ubiquitin protein ligase activity. The record is from RefSeq and is a predicted model, not a curated record. Gene Ontology annotation, biological process: protein ubiquitination. The transcript has 2 exons. Lineage: Eukaryota; Metazoa; Chordata; Aves; Charadriiformes; Laridae.